AAAGGAGAGAUUCUUGGUAGAUCAUUGUCUUUCUGACUUUCUUGGUAUUUGUGAAACAUCAAAAUAAUGUCAUUUACGUGAACCCCAUUUGGGAACUUGAGGCUCUCAAUUUUCCCAUUAGGUCAUUUCUGCAAAAUUCUUCUUUUGAGAGUCUCUUAUUUUGAAGAUAUUUGCCAUUUUUGUUCCUUCAGGUGAAAAUUUGGACAUGGGUAUUUGCUAAAGAUUGUAUUUUUGGUGAACCCCAUCAAGGAAUUUGAGGUUCUUUAUGUUCCCAUUUGGUUAUUUCUGCAAAAUUAUUGUGAUCUGGGGCCAUUCUUGGUGAAAAGUUUCAAUCUUGGUAUUUUCCUGGAAAAUUUUUGCCUCAGAUUUUGGAAAAUUUGGAGUUUCUUAGAUUAUGCAGCAAAUUUGUGAUGUGGGGCAUUUGAGAAUCUUGAAUUUGUGACAUUUUGGAUCAACAAAAGGUGAAAAGUUAAUAACUUGAUUGUUGUUUAAGUGGUUAAAGAUUUGAUUUUUAUGGUUUCAGCCAGCUCAGGUAUUUCCUUUUUUUACCUCAAGUUGACAAAGUCUUGAUUUUUAUCAUUAUUAUUGUCGAAAUUGGUCACUAUCAAGAUUGUACCUAUCAUAUUCUGUAUAUAUAGAAAAAGUUGUAUAUUUAAUUGGUUGAUUGAUCAAGUCAGAAAGCAUAUUGGUUUGAGGUGUUGAAAAGGGGUUCAUUGGAUUUUAAUAUAAGAUUGAGAUUCUGAUUGUUUAGACAAAUUGAGAUUGAAAUUAUGUGUAAGGAAAGUUUGGUUGUGAGGUUAUUAUUAGUUUGUUAGUAAGGAAGGAAUUUCUUUAUAUGAUGAUGAUGACGAUUCGGAUAGUUUAAGGAUCAUUGUGUAAAUACAGCAACCGAAUUCCCAGUUUUAGGAUUUAGUUGGAGUUACAAGGUACAAAUGGUCUUUAUCUACUGCUAACAUCAUGCCCGAACGAUAUCCGAAAACUAUGCGAUUUUUGAGCCUUGUUGGGAAUUCAUUCGGAUGUUCUGCGUCGGGCGAGCGAUUAGUUUCUGCUGCUAGAGAUGGUGAUCUCCAAGAAGCCAAGGCUUUACUGGAGUAUAAUCCUCGCUUAGUGAGGUAUUCGACAUUUGGUGUUCGAAAUUCACCCCUCCAUUACUCUGCCGCCCAAGGACAUCAUGAGAUUGUUACUCUCUUGCUUGAGUCUGGAGUUGACAUCAAUCUCAGAAACUACCGGGGGCAGACUGCGUUGAUGCAAGCGUGUCAGUAUGGUCACUGGGAAGUUGUUCAGAGUCUCAUUCUUUUCAAAGCCAAUAUUCAUAGGGCUGAUUAUCUCAAUGGAGGUACGGCACUUCAUUUAGCUGCUCUGAAUGGACAUUCCCGAUGUAUACGGCUUCUCCUUGCUGAUUAUAUUCCAAGCAUUCCUAAUUUCUGUAAUGUCAUGAGAAAGAGAUCGAGAAAUGAGGACUCUAUACAAGAAUUUGAUGACUUUGCACUGCAUGAGGUGAUCAAUAGACCUGCCGAUGGUGGCAUUACUGCCCUUCAUAUGGCAGCGCUGAACGGCCAUGUUGAAAGUCUGCAGCUACUCUUGGACUUAGGGGCUUCCGUCACUAAGGUUACUGUGGAAGAUGGGACUACAAUUGAUUUGAUAGGUGCAGGAAGUACACCACUUCAUUAUGCUGCAUGUGGCGGGAAUGCUCAGUGUUGUCAGCUUUUAAUUGCCAGGGGUGCGAGUCUCAACGCAGAAAAUGCGAAUGGGUGGACCCCAUUGAUGGUUGCUCGAUCAUGGCAUAGAGAUGGGCUCGAGGAAAUUUUAAGUGCUCGUCCAGAAAGGCAACCACGUCCUCUUCCUUCACCGUUCUUAUGCCUCCCUCUUAUGAGUAUAGUGAAGAUUGCUAGAGAAUGUGGAUGGAGAACAAAUGAUUCGCCAUCAACUUGUUUAGAUCCUUGUGUUGUUUGUCUGGAAAGGAAGUGUGCAGUCGCUGCAGAGGGUUGUUUUCAUGAGUUCUGCACACGCUGUGCGUUGUACCUAUGUUCCACCAGCAGCACCUCAACCGCGGCACAUGGUCCUCCGGGCUCGAUUCCCUGCCCUUUAUGCCGACAUGGCAUCGUUUCAUUCAUUAAGCUGGCGGAUACAACGCCAAUCAUCAAGGAAGCAGCGAGAACAAGCCUAUCAUUGCCGUUCUGUGCAUGUACAGCUGAUGGACAAGAACCAACUACAUUGGAAACGCCAUUUUGCAAGCCGGAUUUAUAUUGCUCUCGAUUCUCCCCACUUGGCUCUUCCUUCCGCUCAUUAAGCUGUCAAAAAUUCCCGGCCUUGAAAUUCAGCCCUGGCCUUUGUAUGGGAACGUCGGACACAAGUCCGUCUUUAGUUCCAAUAACCGCUGAACGAGAACAUCUGACUCGAUGUUCAAGAUCCAGCUUUAGGCGAUCAACGUCAAACGUUGAAGCUAGAAGAUGGUUGUGUUCCUUCAGCCAAUCUGUAGAAACUGGAAGCAGCUGCUGAAGGGUGCAUGGAUUAGGUCUAUACAUGCCUAUUCAACUAUUUAUUUCAAACUUAAUUUACAGGUUUUUCCCUUCUUUUUUUUCAAAUGAACUUUUGUUUCUAUACCUUAUGUCCACUAAAUGUAAUUGAAAUGUUUCAUCUAUAUGAAGUUUGGCUUGUAAAUAAGUAACAUAUAUGUUAUAUAAGUGAAAAGGAAAAGAAUUCUGGGAUGGUAUUUAUUGAA
This is a messenger RNA of Nicotiana tabacum (common tobacco), 2722 nucleotides long. Its product is annotated as putative E3 ubiquitin-protein ligase XBOS32. Gene Ontology annotation, cellular component: nucleus. The record is from RefSeq and is a predicted model, not a curated record. Gene Ontology annotation, molecular function: RNA polymerase II-specific DNA-binding transcription factor binding. Lineage: Eukaryota; Viridiplantae; Streptophyta; Magnoliopsida; Solanales; Solanaceae. Gene Ontology annotation, biological process: regulation of transcription by RNA polymerase II.